This is a messenger RNA of Schistocerca gregaria, 3833 nucleotides long. RefSeq lists its product as uncharacterized. Gene Ontology annotation, biological process: ribosome biogenesis. The transcript has 2 exons. Gene Ontology annotation, molecular function: nucleic acid binding; ATP binding; RNA helicase activity. Gene Ontology annotation, cellular component: nucleus. NCBI's taxonomy places the organism in Eukaryota, Metazoa, Arthropoda, Insecta, Orthoptera, Acrididae. Bases 391 to 2805 code for a protein of 804 amino acids. The record is from RefSeq and is a predicted model, not a curated record.
CAGAAGCGAUUGAAAUGCUAAAGCAAGGUAAUGAAGAGACGCCUAUUUUUAAUUCCAGCUAAAUUCCGUGCGAACGCUUUGUUGAAUAACAACAGCUUAGUUUAAAAGUUAUUUUUGCUUGCUUGCCCUCAAUUUAAAAGGCUUGUUAGAAAGCUAGAGACCGUUCGUGGCUUAUCAAGUCUCUGUCACCCUGCAGUUUAUAAGAUUGGCCUUCACUAUCCGUCCACUACGUUUCCUCGAAGAAUCGCUGUGUUUCGCUUUAAGUUUGUAUGUGGGGAUAUUUUCCGAGCCAUAAACUCAUUUAAAGGCGGGACCAAAUCGAAGUAAUUCCAACAUCCGAAAUUUAAAAAAUUUAGUUUUUUUUCUGUCUUUUUUGACAGACUUGUUGAUAUGGAUGACGGAGACGUUAUCACGCAUUAUUUUGUGCCUGAUGUGAAUCGGAAAUCCAGAUUGAGAAAGCGAGAUGAAUCGGAUUUAAUUAAAGAAAGAUCUAAUAUUGCGCCUAUACUUCGUGAGAUGAGAGAUGGCGAAUGGCAAAAAAAAGAGCUUGAUAGACUCAACAAACUUAUAAAUUCUUCUCAAUCUGAUUCGAGUAAUUUUUCGUCAUCUGAACCAAAGGACUCGAAAAAGCGUCAGAUCGAUUAUGAUUUACCUCAGCAGAAUGGGGGUGAAAGGGAUGCUGCAAGUGAAGAUAGUGCUGAGGUCGUUUGUAAAAAACGUAAAACCAACUCUGCGGAUUUUGUUCAGCACCGACUCAGGGAGCUCAACCGAUACAACAGAUCACAACGUCUCAAGCCUGAGUGGAUGUAUGAUCGCGCGAGUGUUGAAAUUAACUUAUUUGAUGAAAAGCCCUUUAGAGAGCUGAAGUUAAAUCCUUAUUUGGUCUCUAAUAUGGAAAAGAAGCUUGGCUACGAACGCCCUACACUAAUACAACGCAUGGCCAUUCCGACGUUAAUGGCAGGACACGAUGCAUUGAUUAAGGCUCAAACAGGAUCAGGGAAAACGCUUGCAUAUUUGAUUCCUAUUAUCGAGUUUUUAUUGUCGCAAUCUUCGAAUAAAGCUUUGGAUACCUCGUUGCCUAGCCAGACUGAAGCAGUUGAUAAGACAGGCGUGCGAAAUAGAAUACAAAAAGAUGAUCAGGGCAGUUUGAAUCGUAGUUCGCUUGAUCGUGAUAACGAUAGGCACCGCAAGGAGUUGAUUGAUUCUUCGAGUGAUCCAAAUUCGGCAGUUUCCUCAGAGAAUGAAAAAAUUGGCAGAGUAGCUACGCAUGAUAAUCCGGAUACUUCUCUAUCCUCUCGCCCACCUUAUCCGAGUUCGUAUCGGGUACUAGGAACCCAGGCGUUGAUUUUGGUUCCGACUCGGGAGCUCGCUCUUCAAAUAUACACGACAACGCGCCAGAUUUUGCAACCAUUUCCUCAUUUGGUCCCAGGAGUUAUCAUGGGAGGUGAAAAAAGAAAGGCAGAGAAGGCACGCCUUAGAAAGGGUGUGACUAUAUUAGUGGCAACGCCAGGACGCCUUUUAGACCAUAUAAACCAUACUAAAUCGUUUUUGUAUCACAACUGCCGUUGGUUAGUUCUAGAUGAAGGAGACAGAUUGCUUGAACUUGGCUUCGAAGAAAACAUACGUUCCAUUAUCCAGGCUCUGGAUUCAAAGUCUAAGCAUGGGCGUCGGUCCGUGUUGGCGUCAGCUACUCUCAACCAGCAUGUACAGAGGCUGGCUCUAUUGAGCUUAAAAAAUUAUGUUUAUUUGUCAUCGGAGAAUUCGCAGGAUUCAAAUCAGAACACUUUGUCUGAAGCGAUUUCAGAUUCUUCCGACCCUACCCCAUUUUUUUCCUCCGGGAUCUACGAGAUCCCUGCCACGUUGAAGCAGUACGCAGUAGUUAUAGAAGAGAAGAGAAAACUCAUCUUGCUAGUCGCAUUCUUAAAAACACUCUAUCAAGCGCCAAAAAUCAAAACCAUUAUCUUUUUUUCUAGCCGUGACUCGGUCGAGUUCUACUAUAUGGUCCUGUCUAAUUUGGAAAUUCAAGAACCUGAUAAGUUUAAUGGAAAGUCAGACGACGAAGCAGCUGAGCGCUUCAUCUCGGCUAAUUGGUUCAGACUUCACGGCGGUCUAAGUCAGACUGUCAGGAUGGCCACUUAUCAAUCAUUUUUGUCAAGCCAUCGCGGAAUCUUGCUCUGCACCGACGUUGCGGCCAGAGGAUUAGAUUUUCCUGCCGUCAACUGGAUUAUCCAAUACGAAGUUCCAUCUGAUCCUGCUGCCUACAUUCAUCGAAUCGGAAGAACGGCGAGAAUCGGUGCCAAUGGCAACGCACUGGUUAUUCUGUUCCCCUCAGAAACCGAGUAUUUGGAUAUUCUUAAGAAGAAACAAAUGAUGACAAUCCGGAACCUCUCCAGCGCUCAGAUCCUUGCACAACUCAACCUCGAGGGCGGGCAGAAGAACAGUAACAAACAACGCAACAUUUUGGCCGAAUGUUCUGUUUUGCAAAAAAAAAUUGAAGCUAUUGUCAACCACAGUUCUGAAAGUAACGAAGGGCUAAAAAAGUUGGCUGUCAAUGCAUUUCGAAGUUUUGUCAAGUCCUACGCCACUCACACAAAGUCCACUAAGAACAUCUUUCAUAUCAAGAAUUUACACCUUGGACAUUUGGCUAAAAACUACGGCCUUCUGCAACCCCCUUCUGUAUUCUUAAGCGAAUACAGCCAAAAAGGCGGCAAGGCUCUCCAAAAAAAGGCUACAAGCAAUCGGUCGGAGUCUAAGCCUAAAUUCAAAUCCUUGAGCGACAUCAAGGUAGAUGAAUUUUUGAUGUAAACCGCGCUUUGGAAAAAUUACACGCCACAAACCAAACAAGCUAUGUAAGAGAAAUGUCCUUCAUGUCGUCAAAUUUCAUGAAUAAUUGUAAAUACAACAAAAGCGUUUUAUUCAAUUGUUCAGUGCAGCUGUAUGUGAUGAGUGUUUCCACGUCCAGCUAUAUUAGGUUCGUUCGUUGAUUUCGGCUGGCAUUUUCAAUAUAAACACGUUUGAUUAAUAUAAAAUUGCACCUGUCUAUUCCAGAUGUGUGUUAAUUUGUUAUGUUCGCUGAAAUUGGAUAUAUUACUAAAUUAAUAUAGUACCUGCAUAUUUUUGUGUGUGGUACCAAGUUGAAUAGGUGUUCUAUUCUAGUUAUUUAUUGCUUUAUAUAGUUUUUGCCUAAAUAUGCAUAUGCUUUAUAUUGCUUUUCCGGAUAAUAGCACAGAAUUGAAAGGAGCCUAUAGAUGAUGUGAAAAGUACACAAAUUAUCCAAUCUAUCGAGUACAGGCUGAGUAAAUUCGAUCUUUGAUAUAAUUUAAUUCACUUUCGCUUCCAUUCCCACCAUCAAUGUGUUUUUUGAAGAAAGAGCAUUUAGAUAAAACUAAGCAAUCUAGUUUCUUUGCGAAUACAGGACAAACACUACUAGGGGUAGUUUGAAGCUUUUGGUUAAAUGAUUGGUAUAAUAUAUAUGAUCCUACUAUGUUGUUUCCGUCAAUCACAGUUAUGUCAAAUUCUUCAAAAUUGAUAAAUUCGUUACCCAGUGCUAUAAAGACUAUCUCUUUUUACAGAACCAGACUCUCCCUAUAAAAUAUGAACAUAUCUAGUGUUAGACGAUAUAUAGGCUCCAUAUAAUCCUACAAUAUAGUUCUUGUUAGAAUUAGCAACCAAAGUCUAAAAUUUUAAACUUCAUCAUUUAAAAGCUUUUCUAUGUAUCUUAGUUUUGGAUUUAAAUUACACGUAUUAGGUGGACGAACAUAUCGGUCCUUAUUAAUGUGGUAUUCGCUAUUUACUACAUAUACAUGAUAAUGAUUAUUUAUAUAUGAAACUGC